This is a messenger RNA of Thecamonas trahens ATCC 50062, 2259 nucleotides long. RefSeq names its product glycosyl transferase. The coding region runs from base 1 to 2259 and encodes 752 amino acids. The transcript is spliced from 3 exons. The record is from RefSeq and is a predicted model, not a curated record. Lineage: Eukaryota; Apusomonadida; Apusomonadidae.
AUGUUCUCGAACUUUCCGUCUGUCGCCUUUCAUCCUCGACCGCUAGCUGCUUCAUUGGAUGCGCUCAUCAAUGCUGCUGAUGUCGCAAAGGGUGACAUUCAUCUCGAUGCGGUCUAUCUCGUUCCCAUCUUUCCGCUCUCGCCAUCGGCGCAGCAUGCCAUCGACGCUAUCAUCGAGGCCGCCGUCACGACUGCGACUCAUGGUUCUGGCCGUGCUUUGCUGCCGACUCCCGACGUGGUGCUGGUCGAUGCCCAUGUUGAGCGCUUUGACCGGAGGUCAGGCUACAGUCGCCGCGGCGAUGACGUGUGGCGGUGGCGAUCGUCCGAUGAUUGGAUGCUGUCGGGCGUGGACAACGAGCCGGGUCCGCUGGGCCUUGGCGUGCCACGGGCGCUGGCAGCAGCAAUGGCGGUUAUGGACAGCAGUGUUGACAUUGUACUUGUCAUUGCUGACUAUGUCCAGCUCACGCCAGGCGCCCUGACUGUUCUGGGAGCCGGUGAUGGGGGGCUGGCCCCGGGCGUGGUGGUCCAGGGCAUGGUGGUCGACGCCCACGAUCGGGCGCUUGUCACCUCGCUGGAAAUGAUGCUGGCUCCAUACACUGCAGAGACGUUUGUGCGCACUGCCAGGAGUGGAAGCGAGAGCGAGGGUCCCGAGCUUCAUGGCCUUGUCCCGCUUCCGCUCGACACGCUCGCCGGCUACCACGCGUCGCACCUGGAUCUGCAAGCGCCGGCCACUGUGGCGGCAGGCAGGUUCACGACUCUCGGGGCGCUAGCGCGAACGACUCUGGUCGAGUUGCUAGACGCUGCCGCUGUAUCAGGCACGCUCGACGAUCCGGCACUGGUCUUUGAGCUUGACGCGUGCGUGGGCAACGCAGCGGUGGUCGCAGUCGAGUUUCGGCCUGCGAUGAGAGGCCUGGCGUACAUCGAGUCAGUGGACGUGGCUGCUGCUCCGCUUGGCGAGGCGACUGCGUACGCUGGCAUUGACUUUGCCUAUGCUGGUCUCCUUGCCCGCCGUGGCGACGCGCUUCGCGGCUCUGCGGUUGCCGACCGCGAUCCGGAGCUCGACGGCUUGACUCUGGUGUGGAACAUGGAGUGCGGCGCAGGACAGACGCUCGGAUUUACGAUGGAAGCGGUAGGUUUUGCGCUUGCACUCCGGCGGAAGGUUGAUCUCGCGCUGCAGGUCACGUCGUGGUCGUCGUGCGCAGACGAGUUGGCCAAGGUGUCGCUACCUGGUGGUGCUCGUGACGUUGUGCUCCGGCUUGCGCAUCACGACAUGCUCGAGCGAUUUCGGUUGGGAUGGGGGGAGACUGCCUCGCCCCCGCACGAGCGGCCGCGUGUUGCGCUUGUCAUCCAUCGCGACCCUGGGCGGUACCGCUCGUUUGUGGAGCGAGCGCGGCGGAGCCUGGGCAAGGCACAGGUGUAUGUCAUCGGCCGGUCUAUGUACGAGACGUCGAGCAUUCCGGACGACUGGGUCGAGCCAUGUAGCGAUGACGGUGUUGUUCGUGAGAUUUGGCUCCCGACCCAGUUCAAUGUGGACACGUUUUCGAAGCGCGGCGUGGCGCAGGCCCGGCUUCGGGUGGUGGCCGAGCCGGUCGAUGUCGGGGCGUUUCAUCCCGGGGUGCGGAACGCGGCACGCGACGAUGUGUUUGACGUGCUGGCACUCCACAAGUGGGAGCCGCGCAAGGGCGGCGACGUGCUGCUCGCUGCGUUUGCCAGCGAGUUUGGCGCCGAUGACGCGGUAGCGCUGUGGAUCCGGUCGCACAUGGACGACGACAACGUGAUGGAGGCAAUUGGCGCGGUGAGCCUGGCGGGCAGCGGGCCAGGCACGGGGCCGAGCAUCACCAUUCUGGGCGGCACGGUCGAGAGCGCGAUGCUGCCGGUCUUCUACGGCUCGUUUGACGCGUUUGUGCUUCCUACCCGUGGCGAGGGCUGGGGCCUCCCGAUUGUGGAGGCGCUGGCUGUGGGCGUGCCGGUGGCGGCGACCAACGUCUCGGGCACGACCGCAUACCUCGAUGCUACUGUGGCGUGGCCGCUAGCCUACGAGCUCAGCGAGGCCGAUUCGGGGGUAGGCCAGUGGGCUGAGCCGUCGGUGGCGAGCACACGGGCGCAGCUGCGGCGGAUGUAUGACGACUGGGCCAACAACGGCGGCGAAGCUGCGAGCAGAGCUGCACGAGGGGUGGAGCGGAUUCGCGCGCAGUAUUCGUACCCGCAGCUGGCCGCUGCGGUGACAAGCGAGCUGGCUCGAUUCGUGGACGUUUGGUGA